Molecule: messenger RNA, 3009 nt
Organism: Onychostoma macrolepis
Lineage: Eukaryota; Metazoa; Chordata; Actinopteri; Cypriniformes; Cyprinidae
Gene: dnajc11a
Product: DnaJ (Hsp40) homolog, subfamily C, member 11a
Exons: 16
Coding region: 82-1776 (564 amino acids)
Biological process (GO): cristae formation
Source: RefSeq, a predicted model, not a curated record
CUGAAGCCCUUCAUUCGCUCUGACUCUGCACACCAAAAAUCAGCGUAGUUUGAUCCUGGGCGGGGAUGAAAGGUGGUAAAUAUGGCGGCGGCCUUGGAGGAAGAUGAAAUCGACAAUGAUGAUUAUUAUUCUCUGUUAAACGUCCGCAGAGAGGCCACACAGGAUGAGCUCAAGGCUUCAUAUCGCCGUCUUUGCAUGCUCUACCACCCAGACAAGCACAGAGAUCCAGAGCUUAAAAGGCAGGCAGAGCAGCUUUUUAACUUGGUUCACAAGGCAUAUGAAGUACUAAGUGACCCACAAACUAGAGCAAUCUACGACGUAUAUGGGAAGAGAGGGCUAGAAGUGGAAGGAUGGGAGGUAGUGGAAAGGAAAAGAACACCGGCAGAGAUCCGUGAAGAGUAUGAGCGACUUCAAAGAGAGAGAGAGGAGAGAAGACUACAGCAAAGGACCAACCCUAAGGGGACAAUAAGUGUGGGUAUUGAUGCGACAGACCUCUUUGAUCACUAUGAGGAGGAUUAUGAAGAGAUCUCUGGUAGUGGUGGUGGCGGUGGCGGCCUACCACACGUUGAGAUCAACAGGAUGCACAUAUCACAGUCAAUAGAGGCCCCUUUGACAACAUCAGACACAGCCAUUCUUUCCGGCUCUCUCUCCACACACAACGGAAAUGGGGGAGGAAACAUAAACUUGGCUUUGCGACGAGUUACCUCGGCUAAGGGCUGGGGAGAAGUUGAGUUUGGGGCUGGAGACACACAUGGCCCUCUCUUUGGGUUAAAGAUUUUCCGUAACUUGACUUCACGCUGCUUCACAACGGCUCAUUGUGGCAUGCAGUUUUCAUCCCGUGGCAUACGGCCAGGCCUCACUACUAUGCUUGCACGCCACCUGGACAAAAACACUAUGGGUUAUUUACAGUGGCGCUGGGGAACUCAGUCUUCCAUGAACACCAGCAUCGUCAGGGACACCAAAAGCAGCCAUUUCACCUUCGCUGUGCAGUUGGGAAUUCCUCAUACAUUUAUCAUGAUGAGCUACCAGUACAAAUUCCAGGAUGAUGACCAGACAAAGAUCAAGGGCUCUGUCAAGUCAGGGUUUUUCGGUACAGUGGUGGAAUAUGGUGCUGAAACUAAGAUCAGUCGACACAGUGUCCUGGGCGCUACUGUCAGUGUCGGAGUACCUCAAGGCGUCUCUCUGAAGAUCAAGUUGAACCGAGCGAGCCAGACGUACUUCUUCCCCAUUCACUUAACAGACCAGCUUCUACCCAGUGCAGUUUUUUAUGCCACUGUCGGACCCCUUGUGUUCUACUUGGCCAUCCAGCGGCUAGUUAUCAGACCUUACCUUCGUUCUCAGCAGGAACAGGAGCUUGAGAAGCAGCGGGAGAGCUCGGCAUCAGACAUUGCCAAGAAGAAGCAAGAGGCAGAAGCAGCUGUUCUGCUGAUGCAAGAGUCUGUGCGUAGAAUUAUCGAAGCAGAAGAGUCCAAAAUGGGUCUGAUCAUCCUCAAUGCCUGGUAUGGCAAGUUUGUGACAGACAACAGCCGGAAGCACGAAAGGGCAAGGGUCAUUGAUGUGACGGUGCCUCUACAGUGCCUGGUGAAGGACUCCAAGCUCAUUCUCACAGAAGCCUCUAAGGCUGGGUUACCGGGCUUCUACGACCCCUGUGUCGGUGAGGAGAAGAGUCUGAAGGUGCUGUAUCAGUUCAGAGGUGUGAUGCACCAAGUUCUGUGUGGUGACACAGAAGCACUCAGGAUACCAAAACAAUCCCACAGGAUUGAUAAUGACAGUUAGGUACAUGUAUCUCUUGAGCUGAAAGGGACAGUUUGGACUGGUAUAGACUGAUGAGACACAGAUGUUCUGGAGUAGUGCCCUGGAAACACUCUGUACCCUUAAAAGUCUUCAUAUACCUAUUUAUCCUUUAUUUUGUUGCUGUUUUAAAGAUUAUUCUACAUGAUGUCUGUUUGCAAAUUAGAACAUUUAAUUGGAACAUUUAAUUCUCUGGAUUUCCAUGAAUAAAAAUGUCCUUUCCCAGAAAAAAAGCUAGACAACAAAUAUAUAUUUUUGUGUUGGUUGGCCUUAAAAAUAAUUUUUAAACAAAGGCCCCCCUCCUCAAAUAUGGAGCCACAACACGGUGCCUGUAAUCAGCACUCAGCAGAGAGAGCUAUUUUACCCUCAUUACAUCACACAGAAACAUUGCUGCUUGAUCCGACUCACUGAAUCCCACAGGAGCUGGUGUACCCCAGCUGCCAGCCUUCUUUCUAUAUCUGACUUUUUGUACCACCAGCUUCCAAAUAAAUGAUCUUGCAAGUGUUUAGGAGGCAAAGCAUGUUCUUAGUGAAACCCUGGCUGCUUAAUCAUUUGCAUUAUUUUUCUCAUUCAUCCCUUCCCUUGAGUCUAAUAUUUGGAGGCCCAUCUCUCAUACUUCACGUCUGCCAGAAGUGUCAUAGGAAUUGAAGGGGCCAAUGCACACAAUAUGCCGAUAUUGUCUAUUGCAUGCUGGUUGAGGAAACAGAAUGUGAACUGUGUGCUAAAUCUCAUGUAGGGAUAGUCUCCCACCUUGUGUCCAAAGACUUGAACAGCAGUGGAUGAAGGGAUAAUAGUGAAAUGUCCUCUGUUUGUAUUUUAGACUCAAUCUCCCUUAAUCCCUGCGUUUUAGUGCCAUAAUUCAUACAGGGAAGAUCUAAACCCCCAUUACAGUCUUUGGUUGAUUUAAACUUUUUGUUGCCUUUUGGUAUUUGGGAUCUUUAUGCAAGAAAAUUAAUUUGUCUUGAUAAAUGACUAAUCUUUAAUUUGAAAGACUGGCUGUAUGGAAUGUCUUUUCCUGUUUCCUUUUUGAGUAGUAUAAUUUAUAUGAAAUGUUUCCAUUCUGCACACUUGCCAUUUGAAUGAUGUUAAAAAAGACAAUCUAUAAUUGUUGGCUGGAGUUCAAAGGUGUUUGUUAUACUUUACCUAAUGGCCUACCACUUGCAGCAAGUAUAGACUGUCAUUUUUUAAAAUAAAUCUUCAAGGAACAAUGGAAAUGUA